ACCCGCACCGGGUUGCUGGACACCUCUGUUCCCCUCCCCCCAGCCGCCCCCCUCCCCCUCUAUCCCGGCCCUGAGCUCUGUGGUGCUCGGGGCUCUGCUUGUGGGGCCCCCCCCCCGCAUCAAAGCCAGGCUGGGCUGUGUGCCCCCAGCGAUGGGGUCCCCGGAGACUCACCGGUGCCCUCCCCCGUGCCGGCUCCACGCAUCUCCCGUUUGUAGCCCCCCACUCCCGGCCAGGCCUAUUGCACCCCCAUCACCACCUCACCUCCCCAGCCCCCUCACCCCCCUCCCCGACCAGCUGCGUCCCCCCGCAGGAGCUGCAGCGACUGCAGGAUGAGGGAUUUGGGGUCCCCAAGCUGGGGGGCUGGGGUCCCAUAUCCCCCUCCCUGGUGUGGCCCUGAGGCAGAGAGGACACCCCCACGGCCGUGGCCCGGUUGGGGUCCCCAGGGCUGGGUGGUGCAGGCAGCAGGCAGUGGGAGGGUGACCUACUUCGUGCGUGUCCCCUGGGAUGCGACCCCCAAAACGCCGGCUCCCCCCGCGCCCGCGGGCUCCGCUCGGCGGCAGGGCAGUGCCCUGGCGGUCCCCGCACGCUGCGGUUCCGGUGACCUUAUCCCGGAGAGCCAAGAUAAGCUCUUCGGGAAGCGACUGCUCCAGGCUGGGCGUUACAUCAUGUCCCACAAGGCCUGGAUGAAGACGGUGCCCACCGAGAACUGCGACGUGCUCAUGACCUUCCCGGACACCACCGAUGACCACACACUGCUCUGGCUGCUGAACCACAUCCGCCUGGGCAUCCCCGAGCUGAUCGUGCAGGUCCGGCACCACAAGCACACUCGCGUCUACGCCUUCUUCGUCACCGCCACCUACGAGAGCUUGCUGCGUGGCGCUGACGAGAUCGGGCUGCGGAAGCCUGUGAAGGCAGAGUUCGGAGGAGGCAUGAGGAGCUUCUCCUGCGAGGAGGAUUACAUCUACGAGAACAUCGAGAACGAGCUCUACUUCUUCACCUCUCAGGAACGGCAAAACAUCAUCAGGUACUGGCUGGAGAACCUGCGGGCCAAGCAGGGUGAGGCACUGCACAACAUCCACUUCCUGGAGGGACAGCCCAUCAUCCCAGAGCUGGCAGCCCGCGGUGUGAUCCAGCAGAUCUUCCCCCUGCACGAGCAGAGGAUCCUCAAGAGGCUGAUGAAGUCCUGGGUGCAGGCAGUCUGCGAGGCUCAGCCGCUUGAUGAGAUCUGUGACUACUUCGGGGUGAAGAUCGCUCUGUACUUUGCCUGGUUGGGCUUCUACACCUCAGCCAUGGUCUACCCUGCUGUCUUUGGCUCCAUCCUCUACACCUUCACUGAGAGUGACCAGUUGGUGCUGUCCAUCCCACAGACCAGCCAAGACAUCUGCUGUGUGGUCUUUGCCAUCUUCAAUGUCAUCUGGGCCACCUUCUUCCUGGAGGAGUGGAAGCGACGCGGAGCUGAGUUCGCCUACAAGUGGGGGACCUUGGACACCCCAGCUGAGUCCAUCGAGGAGCCCAGGCCCCAGUUCAGGGGCAUUAAGAGGAUCAGCCCCGUGACCAGCACCGAGGAGUUUUACUACCCCCCCUGGAAGCGUUUGCUCUUCCAGUGCCUGGUCAGCCUCCCCGUCUGCCUCGUCUGCCUCUCCCUCGUCUUCCUCCUCAUGCUGGGCUGCUUCCAGCUCCAGGAAUUCGUGCUGAGCAUCCAGGAGCUUCCCCGGAUCGUCCGUUUCCUGCCCAAAAUCGUCCUGGCUGUCAUCGUCACCGCCUGUGACGAGCUCUACAAGAAGAUUGCUUACUGGCUGAACGACAUGGAGAACUAUCGCCUGCAGAGUGCCUACGAGAAACACCUCAUCAUCAAAAUCGUCCUGUUUCAGUUUGUAAAUUCAUACCUGAGUCUUUUCUACAUCGGUUUCUACCUCAAAGACAUGGAGCGGCUGAAGGAGCUCCUGCUCAUCUUCUCUCUCUCCCAAAGCCUCACACGUCAGCUCAAAGAGGCUCUCCUUCCCUUCAUCCUCCUCCACCUCCACCUCUCUCUCAUCUUCUUUAAGGGCCUCCUGGGCUUUUGCUGGAGACUGGGAGUAUCCAAAAUGCUGGCCACGCUGCUCAUCACCCGCCAGUUCCUGCAGAACGUCCGGGAGGUGUCCCAGCCCCACCUGUACCGGCGCCUGCGCCGGGGGGACCUCAGCCUGCGCGACCUCCGCCAGCUCGCCCACGCCCUGCUUCGCCUGCUCGCCCCCAACCGCCGCCCCCCGGCUCCUCCCGAGGGGGCCCGGGGGGAGAAGAAAUGUUUGAACGGGGGAUGCGGGGUGCCGGAGGAAGAGGAGGAGGAGGAAGAGCGUCGCGAGUCGGACUCGGACUCGGAGGGCGCCCUGGACUGCGGGCUGAAGCUGAAGAAGGUGAGCUUCAUCGAGCGCGGCGAGCGGCGCGGAGCCGACCACGGCGGCCCCGACGACGACAGCAGCUUCCUGGAGGAGGGCAGCCCUACCAUGGUGGAGAAGGGCAUGGACCCUGCCUCCGUCUUCGAGCUGUGUGAGGAUGAGGAGGAGGCCGAAGGGCCCCCCGGCAGCCCGGUGAAAGCGGCGGAGCCGGCGGCGGUCCCGCGGACCGGCCGGAGGAAAAGAGGAGCCGAGGGCAAGGAGGAGGAGGAGGAGGAAGGUGAGGAGGAAGGGAGAAGACGUAACCGGGCGUCGUGGAUCGACCCGCCCGAGGAGGACUACUCCACGCAGCUGACCCAGGCAGAAGUGGAGAGCUGCAUGAAGAAGUAUGAGGACACCUUCCAGGACUACCAGGAGAUGUUCAUCCAGUUUGGCUACGUGGUGCUCUUCUCCUCUGCCUUCCCCCUGGCUGCCAUGUGCGCCCUGGUGAACAACAUCAUCGAGAUCCGCAGCGACGCCUUCAAGCUGUGCACAGGGCUCCAGCGCCCCUUCGGCCAGCGGGUGGAGAGCAUCGGGCAGUGGCAGAAGGUGAUGGAGGCCAUGGGCGUCCUGGCCAUCGUGGUCAACUGCUACCUGAUCGCCCAGUGCGGGCAGCUCCAGCGCCUCUUCCCCUGGCUCAGCCCCGAGGGAGCCAUCAUCUCUGUGGUGGUGCUGGAGCACUUUGCCCUGCUCCUGAAGUACAUCAUCCAAGUGGCCAUCCCUGACAUCCCUGCCUGGGUGGCCGAGGAGAUGGCCAAGCUGGAGUACCAACGGCGUGAGGCCUUCAAGAAGCACGAGCGGCAGGCUCAGCACCACUUCCAGCAGCAGCAGCGGCGGCGGCGGGAGGAGGAGGAGCGGCAGCGCCACGCCGAGUACCAGGCGCGCAAGGAACGCGAGAGCGGCCGCGACGAAGCCAAGGCAGAGGCCACCGGGCAGGACCCGACCCACGAGAAGAGCCAGGGCAAAGGGAAAGGCUCCGGCGGCUCCUCGCACGGCUCCGACAAGCCCAAGAGACCCAGCUCCCUCCUAGCCACCAACAACGUGAUGAAGCUGAAGCAGAUCAUCCCUCUGCAGGGCAAGUUCCUCUCCGGGGGAGCUGGAGGGGGUGGCACUGCCACCGCCAGGUCCCCCCAGUCCCCCACGGGCAGCGAGAACAAACUCCCCGGCUUCCUCAGCUUCAAGUUCCUGAAAUCCCCCGAGACUAAGCGGGACACGGGCACCGAGAAGGUCCAGUCGCCCACCAAGCCCUUCAACCCCAGCAAGCUCUUCAACUUCGGCAAGUCCGAAGGGGCUGGGGGCAACGGCGCCGCGGCCACCACCGCCUCCCCCCAGCCCCGGCCCGGCCCUUCGGCGGACGCGGCAGAGCGGCCGGGCCCCAGCAAGUCCCAUCUCAACGGGACACCGGAGGAGGGGCCCCGGGAGGAGCCCGAGAGCCGGGCGGAGGAGGAGAGUGGGGGCUACAAACUCUAACCAGAGCUCUCCGGGGAGCGGGAGCGAGCGGGGCUGCCCUCUCCCCUCCUCACCCCCUCGCCUGCCCUCGCUGUCCCCUGCCGCUUCCCUUCGCAUCCUUCCAGACCCUCUGCUGGGUCUCAUCAUCGCUCCAGCGGGGAUCUGGCCACGUCCCGCACCAAGGACUCGUCGUGAACAAGGUCCCCCUCGGUGGAAGCGGCAACAGGAUCCAGCGGCGGCUUUGGAUGGAGCAUCCCAACGGGUUCCUUCCUGCGCGCUCACGGGUGGGAGACCUCCCGCUCGGGCUCCGUGCCGUGACCACCCACACUGCACUGAGCACCACAAGGAGAUGCCUGAAGAGAGAGCUUGGUGCUGCCAGAUCCACCCGGAGCAGCCUCCGAGGAGAAGCUGGGGGAGCUUGGUGCUGCCAAACCCACCAAGCCCAUCCCGCUGGUGCCGCAGCUCCGAGCGCGGAGGGACGAAGCGAUGGUGGCCAGAGGAGCCCGAUUCAGCCGUGCCUACAGCCCCUGCCUACAGCCAUCACCCGGUGUCCUGCCGGCACCGGGCCCAUGCCCUGCUCCAUCCCGCUCCUGGCAGCCCCUCCACAUGGAUUUCAUCCCAGCACCGGGACACUUUCCUGCCCAAAACCCGGCUGGGAGGGCUGGGGGUGAGCAGCGAGCUGCAGCCUCCUGGAUUCUCAUGCAUGGGCAGCGUUUCUUGCACUAAAAAGAACCCCCCCCCCAAAAAAAAUACCCCAACGUGA
Molecule: messenger RNA, 4624 nt
Organism: Pogoniulus pusillus (Red-fronted tinkerbird)
Lineage: Eukaryota; Metazoa; Chordata; Aves; Piciformes; Lybiidae
Gene: ANO8
Product: anoctamin 8
Exons: 18
Coding region: 331-3882 (1183 amino acids)
Source: RefSeq, a predicted model, not a curated record